Messenger RNA from Jaculus jaculus (lesser Egyptian jerboa), 4018 nucleotides. RefSeq names its product cAMP regulated phosphoprotein 19 (gene Arpp19). NCBI's taxonomy places the organism in Eukaryota, Metazoa, Chordata, Mammalia, Rodentia, Dipodidae. The transcript has 4 exons. Gene Ontology annotation, cellular component: cytoplasm. The record is from RefSeq and is a predicted model, not a curated record. Bases 62 to 400 code for a protein of 112 amino acids. Gene Ontology annotation, molecular function: protein phosphatase inhibitor activity.
AGGAAAGAGGAAGUGCUUCGGCGUCGCAGGCCGGAGGAGCGCGGUUCGCAGAGGGAGCAGCAUGUCCGCGGAGGUCCCCGAGGCGGCGUCGGCCGAGGAGCAGAAGGAAAUGGAAGAUAAAGUGACUAGUCCAGAGAAAGCUGAAGAAGCAAAAUUAAAAGCCCGGUACCCUCACCUGGGGCAGAAACCUGGCGGCUCUGAUUUUUUAAGAAAAAGAUUACAGAAAGGGCAAAAGUAUUUUGAUUCUGGGGAUUACAACAUGGCUAAAGCCAAGAUGAAGAACAAGCAACUUCCUGCAGCGGCCCCCGAUAAGACAGAGGUCACCGGCGACCACAUCCCCACCCCACAGGACCUUCCUCAGCGGAAGCCUUCCCUUGUGGCUAGCAAGCUGGCGGGCUGAUUAAAAGAGCUGAACUGCAUGAGCCUUCAAAUUCCCAUUAUUUCUCCUUACUAUACUUAACCCACUUUCUGUUUUCUUUCAUUCACCAAGUCAUGUGAGACUGACAGCUUUGCAGGUAGCGGUAGUGUGUGCUGCUAUUACAAGGGAAUAUACAUGUGUAGAGGUUUUGGUUAAUUUAACAGUGCACUGAUGAAAAGGACAUGUUAGAGCAACAUACGUAAUCUACUUGAACAUAAUUGUAUAUAUUAACCUAACUCAGUGUAGGACUGGUUCCAGCAAGUAACAAGUUUUAUGGUUUUACUGUUUUGGCUUUCCUUACUUCAUCGUAAUUAUAGCUUUGUAUGUUAUUCUUAUUUAAUAUAACCUCUGUUGUAUUGAUUUCUUCUAUAUUUUCCUCUUGGAUUUUGUAAAACAGAAGUUUAAGACCACAAGUUGGAAGAAAAUCACAUAAUUCAAACACAAGUAGAUGGGCUCCAAAAGAUUUGAACAACUGCUUGAACUUGAAUGGCCUUAAACCUGUUUCAGCUUUAACAAUAGAAUUUUACUUGGGCAAUAUUUGCCCAAUCUGGUGUAAUUUGUGUGACUUCAGUGCUUAACAGCUGUGUUGAUGCCAGUUCUCUUCAGUUCUGUAGUGUUAAGAUGCCUUCCUUGUCAAAGAUGUGAAUGACGUGUGCAUGUGCACUGACUGUUGCAUUCACUUUUGUGCCAUUUUUGUAAAUACAAUAGUUUUGCACAACCUUUUACAAAUGUCUGUAUUAAUUUCACAUAUUAGAAAGAUAAUGUGCCAACCAGAAGCACAAGACUUCCUACACAAACAACUGUAUACCAUUACUGGUUUUGUAUAAUAAGAAUAGUUUACAAUCUUGAUCUUAUAGAAUACCAAACUGAAAUCUACUCAGUCUGUUUUAGAGAAUUAAGCUUUUCAUUUGCUACUAACAUUCAUGACUUUCAGUGGCCUUUUACAAAUACGAUAUGUUGCUUAGGCAUAUCUUUUGUUCUAUGCAGAAUGUUUCAUUUUGACUUAUGACAAUUGUAAUUCAUACAGUUUAUGUAAACUUUCAGUGUAGAAACUACUUCCACACAACACUGGGAACAGUAGAGUUUUUUACAAAAGGCUUACAUUCUAUGCCUUCUGUUUUCUUCUCAGCCCUUUUUCUUUGUUUCUUGUGGUACUACUACAGCUGUUCCAUUUACAUGAGAGCAUAAGUGUCUUACUUUUGCUCUCUAAACAUUUAAAUAAGAUUUUCGUGGGGAUUUUUGCAAUGCUGAGGAUCAAACCUGCUGUCUCACACAUGCUAAGUAAGCACUCUAUGACUAGGCCACACCCCCACUCCUAAGGGAACUUUAUGAUGAAAUGUAGUUGAGAAGACCAGCCCUGGAAACUGUCAGGAUAAGCUGAGUUUAGGUGAAUAAUUGUUAACUAAUUACGGCGAACUAAGUAGCCUUGUGAGAGUGAAACGUAGGUAACUGACACUAUGAUACUUGGGCAUUUCCUUCUAUGGGUGCAUUUUAAUCUCAAUUUAGAGUCACUUCUGUGUCUAGUUGGUGGCAGCUCUGUGACACUUUAGUUCGGACAGAUUCACAAGUCCCCUUAGCAUUCUUCCCCACGUUGUCCUGCACAAGGAGGGUCAGCAGCCAGAGCUCAGACUUUGAUUCUCUGCCUUUGGCUCGGACAGGCCUCCCCUCUUGAAUGUAGGCAUCAUUUAUGUCUUAGCUUCUUUUAUCUUCCUGCUGUUCUGUGGUCCCUCAUCAAAUAAUAGGUGCCUGGAACCCAGCACCUGCUCUGGAAGGCUGAUCACCAUGCUUCAUCCACCCUUAGCAACAGAAAAGCAGCACUCCAACCGUGCUCAUCUGUCAUCUCACAGUCCUGUUAUAUGUAAAUGUACUUGUUGUGAGAGCACGGUUGUUAUGUAAGAUGUCCCAGAGUAGAACUUGUGUUACAGCUAGUCUUUGUUUUUCAUUGUAAGCCAUCACCAGUAAAUUCAAACAUCAGACAAGGUUAAUUUGAACGAUUAGAGAGGCCAUGUCAUUGCUGACCCCUUAGGACCCCUGUAGUUUGUGGCAAGUGGCUAACACCUACUUAAGCUUUAAUUUGUCAAACACGAUGCUUAUUUAACCUACCUCAAAACUUGUUGAGGAUCUUUGAAAUACUAAGUGCCCAGCAUCAAAUAUUACUGUUUAUAUCAAAAGUAAAUUUCCUCACUAAACCAGCCUGCCUUCUGUAAAGUCACAUUGCUUUUAAAAAACCUCAGGAUUUCCAUAGGAAAGUCCUGCCAUGAAGCUUUAGGGGUGUUUGCAUAGCCUCCGUCAUUGGUGCUUGAGAGAGAGAAAGAGAGGCUUUGCACUUUUCUACCUUUGUUCUGCCUCAAAGCCCAGCUUACUGGAGGUGUUUUUACAGACUUUGUAAUCAUCACUGAAGAUUUGAUGAGAUGAGCUUAAUUGUUUCUAUUUCAAAGUUGUUAAGAAAUGGCUAAUCAUCUACAAAUUACUAUUAAAUUGAAGAUAACUUAUGAAAACUGAUGAAGGCCUAGAAUUACAUGUCUCCUGUCCAGUAGUUCCUAUUUUUUAUAGUAAGCAUUUUCUUGAAGGCUGCGUCCAGCUAGAACUACAGAUCUUGGCGAGUAGGAAUAGGGUUGCUUUGAUGACUUGGAAGGAGCAUGCUUGUACUCCACAAGUUGCUCAAUAGCCAUGGUGAUACUGGUUUAAAUAAGUCUUAGCUCUUCAAGGCCAGCAUGGCAAGGCCUCUCCUUGUUAUCACAGUUUUUACUUGAUAGAACAAAAGUAUACCUCUAAAUUAUUUAUUGAUACCUUAAAAUCACACAUAUUCUCAGUCCAGAUGUAAUGCCGUCUUCUUAGAGCUGUGUUCUGAAGUUGGUGCUUGGUGAUCAGAAGCAGGUGGUACCAAAGCAGUGUCCCUGAUGGCCUCAUCAUGUUCCCAACGUUUAAGAGUAUUCUUUUUGUUUUCCUUCUUUGACUUCCUCUUCCACCAUUCCCACCCAGUGCAUCCCUGAAGCCCACUGUUGGCUCUUCCUAAAUGGUGUUACGGGCUGGUGAGCUGGCCAUGCUGCCCACUAUACCACAGCUUUGGGCUUUAGCUGUUCUGAAGCAUCCGGAUCUGAACAAAGAGCCUCUGUCCUCACUGAACUCAGCACGCACUGCCAGUCUUCCAAGGUCCCCUUCCCUGACUCCCCAUGAUACCUUGUAAAACGGAUCCAAGGAACCUCUUUGGCCCAUCCACAGAUAAAAUAUUUUGAUUCUGUUUUACUGUCUUCAGCCUUCUAAGUAGGUAGACUUAGGGGCUUCAUUGUAGAAAUCACUGGUGGUUGUGACAGCCACUCAUGUAUGUGUGUGUUAUGUUAUUUGUCAAUUACAUGGCAGUUGGAAACCCUCUUAUUCCUUUUAACACCAUCAUCAAAUGUGACUGCAUCUCUACCAUUUGUCAUGCAAUAGGACACUCGGCCUGUAUUAAGAGGGCCAAGAGUAAAUGCCUUUUUUGUUAAAGAUGUCUGUAGAGUUGGCAGUUAAUGCUGAGAUUUGUCAAAUAGCCCUUUCAAAAUACUUGUGAAAUAUCAAAAAAAAAAAAAAUAAAUUGAUCUACCUAAUUUUUAUUGAUUUUAA